Molecule: messenger RNA, 1621 nt
Organism: Haliotis rufescens (red abalone)
Lineage: Eukaryota; Metazoa; Mollusca; Gastropoda; Lepetellida; Haliotidae
Product: intestine-specific homeobox-like
Exons: 3
Coding region: 1-621 (206 amino acids)
Biological process (GO): regulation of transcription by RNA polymerase II
Molecular function (GO): RNA polymerase II transcription regulatory region sequence-specific DNA binding; DNA-binding transcription factor activity, RNA polymerase II-specific
Source: RefSeq, a predicted model, not a curated record
AUGAGUGCUAGAAAGGUUGUUGAGUCGGCGUCUUUAAGUUUUGGAAUUGAUCGAAUUUUGGGGAAAACUUUUGAAAGGAGAACGGACAACGCCACAAGCCAGAGUCUGGAGUCGCCGGGGAGAAAUGAUGUUGGUCCGCCCCUGACCCAGCAUCGCGCCCGGAUGAGGACGAACUUUAGUGCAUGGCAGUUGGAGGAACUGGAACGCGCGUUCCGGGUGACCCACUACCCUGACAUCUUCAUGCGGGAGGCCCUGGCGUACAGGAUGGAGCUGACAGAGGCUAGAGUGCAGGUCUGGUUCCAAAACCGCCGGGCAAAGUGGAGGAAACAGCAACGGUCAUCGGGCUGCCGGGAGCUUGGGUGCUGCGAUCAUCACGCCAGUGAGAGCCCAAACUCCGCCACCACGCAAGGGAAAACCUCCAGCCCGUACUUACAGGUCAUGCCCCCUGUUCUCAACUCACCGGAAUCAUUGCAGCGAAUCCCUAACGCCGUGUUUGGAGCUUGGCCGUUCUCAAGAGAGGUACAGUUGAGAUGCAGUAUAUCGUCCUUGAGAGAGAAAGCGAGAAACUUCUACACCAACAUCAGCAGCAAUGGACACUUUUCAUAUAACCCAUUCCAGUGAGCCAGAGCGAAGGAUCACACCAAGAUGGCACCAGCGACAGAUGAAGACAUGAACACUACAGAACGUCAUUUCAUAUGAUUGCGUUUCUGAUUUGCCUCGCGUAAACAACAAACAAACACUAACAAGAAUAUAGCGCUGUCCUCCGUGAUCGUUGUCUAGAUUGACAUAUAUACACUGUAGCACUACGUUGAAAAUGCAGCAAAUAGGACUAACAUUCAUAUAUGAGUGGGUCGAAGACCUGAUCCCCGUGGUAUCUGGGCAGAAUAAAUCCCUGUGUCCAUGUCGUUGACCGUCAGGUGGUCACACUGUGUUGCCUGGUUAAAUGUCAUGGCGUCGUGAAACAGUAUUCAUGCUAUCAACAAAUGGUAAGCCAAGUCAAGACUCGAUUACGUACGGGUCGUCGUGAUACAGGUGGCAAAUGUUGACCGAGAACCCGACAAGUUGAGGUGAAAUUGGGCUUAACGUAGCGUCCACGAUCACUGCACAUAUAGCUUCGGGCAUGCACGUAUGCCUGCGUGUGUGGUUGCCUGUACUAGCCCGGACUAAUGCCGGUUUUAUGGUGCUAGCCACUUAGAUACCAUGCCGCAGGUUAACAAAGAUACCCCACUCAGACACAUACUAACUCUGAACCGACCAGUUCUUAUUUCAGCCCCUCAAUGCCAAGAGCCAGGCAUGGUACCACCUUUCAACGUAUUUUGGACAUUAAGGGACCACGAGAUCGAACCAGGUACCUUCCGCUUCUGGGCAGACGUUCUGUUUGCUGUACCACGGAGGAGGUUAGUGGCGAUGAAGGACAAGGCAUCCGUUUCAUACGUAUAUGUUCUCAAUAAUAAUUGCAUGGAAAAAGGGCUUCCUUGACGAACGGGAUUGGGAUUAACGGGGUCCCUGUAUUGUGAUGUCCCAGGUUAACUAGACUGGAGAGUUAUCAUGAGCUAUGACACAUUGUCGAGCUACCAUCUGAAGUCUGAGGUCAGUUCCAAUCCACAAAGUACCCAAUGUC